UCUGCACGUCAUCAAACAAUGAAAGCAGUGGUUGGAUUUAUGGUGAUUCUACUGGGGGUGUCUCAUGGUGUGGAAACUCACUGUGAUGGCAGACACGAUGGAGCUCAGUGUUAUGGAGCUUUGGGAGGAACUGUGGACAUCCAGCUGAUGGACAGCACCUCAGAAAUAUCUAGAUACCAACUGUUAAAGAAUUCAUUAAAAAUACUAGAUGUGAGAGAGAAAAUGAUUCUCUCUAAUACCAUAGUACAUAGAUCUGUCUUUUUUCCUAGUAAUGGAACAUUUAGGAUCACUAACCUGAGCAGGACAGACAGUGGUGAUUAUACCCUUCAAACCUUUGAUUCAGAUGGAAAAUCAUCAGGUGUGCAGAUUUUGCAGUUGUUUUUUCAAGCUCCUGUGUCCUCUGUCCUGUUGGUCUCUGAGUGUCUGUCCCAGGGAGAGAGGAGGGUGUCCUGUUCCUCUGAGGGAGGGGACAGUCCUCAGUACAGCUGGACUCUGGAUGGACGCACACUGACAGAUGCUGAGAUCCUUUCUGGAAAUAUGAAGACUAACGUCAUCACUCUGAAGCAGCACGUCUCAGGACAUCUGGCCUGCUCCGUCAAAAACCUCGUUAGUAAAGUCUCCAAAGAACAGAGGCUAUCUACCUGUGGCUUCAUUUUCAUCAACUGCACUUCAGUCAAUGGGACACAAGUAUCAGGGUGGGUGUAUGAAGCCAAUAACAUCCUGUGCAUUGAACCAACAACUGAACCUUCCACAACCCCACAAACUGCAGUAGAAAUAGGACAUUUGCCACUGAUCAGUGGUGUUCUCUCAACACUUAUAAUUUUCUUAGUUGUAGUUGUAGCAGCAGUCUGUGCUCAACGGAAAAAGCAAAACAGCAAAACAAAAGAGGAAGAAAAUGAUCAGGAAGAAAUCUUUGCUGAUCUCAGGGUCGUGAAACAGCAGGCGAAACAACUGGAGAAAAGAGCGGAGCUAGAGUUCUGCCGAGUCAAGUGCUCAAAGCGUCCUCGGCAGACUGAACCAACAAUAGAUGAUUGUUUGUAUGUUAACGUCCAUAAAUUCAGGUGAUUUAAGUGUUCAGUGCUUCUACACAGACUGCAUCACUAAAGAUCCAUGGAGAGAAGAGCUGAUGUUAAAAUGCCUGAAGGUCUUUUAUUUAAUGUGAUUUCCCACCAGAAAAAUGUAAAAAAAGCUAAUACUGACUGAUUUAUUGUAUUUUCAUCUGCAUUAUACCAGAACACAUGUAUUCUUUUAUGAUCUCUUGAUUUAAAGAUAGUAUCUUAUAUAAACACUGCGAGUGUUUUCUGCUUUUGUAUUCUGCAGACGCUCUGAUAGAACAUGUUUAUUUAGGAGUUUUUCUUUUUUCAUGUGAACUUGACAAGUUUUUGACUUGGUAGAAGUUGCACCAGAUGAUCCAAAAUGGAUAUUUAUUCAAUAUCCAUUUAAAUAAAGUAAAUGGAUAUAAGUUUAUACAAAUUUCAGUGCAGCAAAACCUUUAGACAGUGAUUAAACAUCCAGAUAUCAACAUUUUACCUUUGGUCAAUACAUUUCCUCACAGAUGUCUUACAAGAGACGCUGAUAUUCAGAAGACAUUCUCAAGGGAAAGGUGUGUGAGUCACCAUCUUUGUAUUUGCUGCCAUUUGGAGAAUCACUUGAAAGAGGCUGUGAGGUUUGCUAUAUGGCAAAGCAGGACUCAAACGGACUUAAUGGACAAUUAAUUUAUUUAGAAGCUUCAAAAUGUGCAACCAACAAUCCCAAAACUCAAUACACAGCCUCAAUGAUCCAAAUUCCAAGAUGCCAAUGAUUCGCUUCAACAGGCUGCUCUCCACAGGUUUCUUUGCACAAGAGGGGAGGUGGUAAGUUUCUUCACAAGAUAACAAGAAGCACAACAAACCAGCACAAGACCCGGAGUUACACUAACUGAAAUUCCCCAAUGAUCCAGCAAAGACUGAAUAGCUCAGGUAGUGACUCUUGAGAAGCUUUAAUAAGGAGACCCGAUGAUAUCUCUUGAGGUGGUCUUUGGACUAUAUAAAUAAAACAAAAACCUAUUGAAACAAAUUAUGA
Messenger RNA from Pundamilia nyererei, 2061 nucleotides. Its product is annotated as T-cell surface antigen CD2-like. Gene Ontology annotation, cellular component: membrane. Bases 19 to 1065 code for a protein of 348 amino acids. The record is from RefSeq and is a predicted model, not a curated record. The transcript has 6 exons. NCBI's taxonomy places the organism in Eukaryota, Metazoa, Chordata, Actinopteri, Cichliformes, Cichlidae.